ACGCCUCCGAUUGGUGGGAAGCGUUUAGGCGGGAAGAGGAAUUGUUCAGUAACCCAGGGGAUUGGCUAGGGCGAAAGCAGGUGCUGAGUAGCCUCGCCCCUCUCUCGCGAGAUUCCGCCAUCUUGGGGGGCUUGAGAGGAACCGGUGGCGGCGGGAGGGGUCGGCGACCGGGACUUCCCGCACUCGGUCCCGCCGCUGCUCAGCGUCGUGGGGUGAUGCCUCGCCAGUCCUGUUCCAGCCGGAUGGUUCUGGGCAGCUCUUCCCAGUGGAGCCUGCACUGGGAUUCACGAGGCCCUGGAGCUCCAGGAUGGGGAUGAGAGCCACUACAUGGGCAAAGGCGGGACUUUGGUGCAAGCUGGCCCAGAGCUACAGCUGGGGGGUCAUGGUGAGUCACCGCUCGGGCGAGACUGAGGACACCUUCAUUUCGGACCUCGUCGUGGGGCUCUGCGCUGGCCAGGGUGACGCUGUCACGGGCAUGGCGGGUGCCUCGGUGAAGGUGGCGGUCAGAGUCCGGCCCUUCAGCGCGCGGGAGAGCAGCCGCCAGGCCAAGUGCGUUAUCCAGAUGCAAGGAAACACCACCUGCAUCACCAACCCCAAGCUCCCCAAAGACGCCACCAAACACUUCACCUUCGACUACUCGUACUGGUCCCACACCUCGGAGGAGGACCCCAACUUCGCCUCGCAGCGCCGGGUGUACCAGGAUAUCGGGGAGGAGAUGCUGGCACACGCCUUUGAGGGCUACAACGUCUGCAUCCUGGCCUAUGGCCAGACCGGCGCCGGCAAGUCCUACACCAUGAUGGGGCGGCAGGAGCCGGGGCAGCGCGGGAUCAUCCCGCAGCUCUGCGAGGAUCUGUUCACCCGGGUUGCUCAGGAAGGGUCACCUGAACUUUCUUUUUCUGUGGAGGUGAGCUACCUGGAGAUCUACUGCGAGCGAGUGCGGGACCUGCUGAACCCCAAGAGCCGGGGGGGGCUGCGGGUGCGGGAGCACCCCCUGCUCGGACCCUACGUGCAGGACCUGUCGCGUCUCGCCGUCGCCUCCUUCGCCGACAUCGCCGACCUCAUGGACAGCGGCAACAAGGCCAGGACAGUGGCAGCCACAAACAUGAACGAGACGAGCAGCCGCUCGCAUGCUGUGUUCACCAUCGUGUUCAGCCAGCGCCGCCGGGACCCGCUCAGCGACCUCACCACGGAGAAGGUGAGCCGCAUCAGCCUGGUGGACUUGGCAGGCAGUGAACGCGCCGAUGCCUCGGGGACCAAGGGCAUCCGCCUCAAGGAAGGCGCCAACAUCAACAAGUCUCUGACCACUCUGGGAAAGGUCAUCUCUGCCCUGGCCGAGGUGACCAGCAAGAAGAAGAAGCCGGAUUUCAUCCCGUACCGGGACUCGGUGCUGACGUGGCUGCUGAAGGAGAACUUGGGCGGGAACUCGCGCACGGCCAUGAUUGCGGCGCUGAGCCCGGCCGACAGCAACUACGAGGAGACGCUGAGCACGCUGCGCUAUGCCGACCGCACGAAGCAGAUCCGGUGCCACGCCGUGAUCAACGAGGACCCGAAUGCGCGGCUGAUCCGGGAGCUGCGGGAGGAGGUGACGCGGCUGCGGGAGCUGCUCAGCGCCCAGGGUCUCCCUGACACCACCCUCUCUGCCCCCCCGGCCACGACACCCCCCACCCUCAACGGGGGUCCGGGGCUGGAGCCCCCUCUGGGCCCCACUGAGGCCAUGGAGCGACUGCAGGAGACGGAGAAAAUCAUCGCAGAGCUCAACGAGACGUGGGAGGAGAAGCUGCGCCGGACGGAAGCCCUGAGGCUGGAGCGGGAAGCACUGCUGGCCGAGAUGGGGGUGGCUCUGCGGGAGGACGGCGGCACUGUUGGCGUGUUCUCCCCUAAAAAGACCCCGCACUUGGUGAACCUCAACGAGGACCCGCUGAUGUCUGAGUGCCUUCUCUACCACAUCAAGGACGGUGUGACCAGGGUGGGCCAGGUGGAUGUGGACAUCAAGCUGUCGGGGCCAUUUAUCCGGGAGCAGCAUUGCCUCUUCCGCAGCCGCCCCGACCCCUCGGGGGAAGUUGUGGUGACCCUGGAGCCGUGUGAGGGGGCUGAGACCUACGUCAACGGGAAGCAGGUGACGGAGCCGGUGGUGCUCAAGUCGGGCCACCGCCUCAUUUUGGGGAAGAACCAGCACCCGGAGCAGGCGCGGCGGGAGCGGGAACGGGGUGUCCCCGGGCCCCCUCCGGACUGGAACCUGGCACAGCGGGAGCUGCUGGAGCAGCAGGGCAUCGACAUGCGACUCCAGAGGCUCCAGGACCUGGAGAACCAACCCCAGCUGGAGAAGGAAGUGAUGGAGCAGCCACAGCCCCCCGCCACCGACGAGCCCCGGUGCUACGAGGCCGGCUGGCGCCUGAUCUCGUCUCUGCGCCAGGCGCUGCCGGCGCCCACCGUGCGCUCGGUGCUGCGCCGGGCCGGGCUCCCGCUGCCGGCACCGGGCAAACGCCGGGAGCCGCUGCGCGUCUACCAGAUCCCGCAGCGCCGGCGGGAUCCCCGACCCCGUCCUCCCCGUCGCCGUCCCCUGUGGGUGACCAUGGCCGACCUGAAGGCUCAGGCUGUGCGGGAGCUGAGCCUCGAGGUGGCCCUGCGGGAGCCGCGGCCGGCGCGGCGGGAGCUGGAGGCGCUGAGCCUCGCGAAGCUGCAGGAGCUGUGCCGCCGCCACGGCAAGCGGGAGCCCACCGAGCGCGACGGAUGGCGCGCCGUGGCCAGGGACGUGUGGGACGCCGUGGGUGGCGGCGAGGAGGAGGAGGGCUGUGGCAGCGGCGAGCAGGUGAGCGAGGUGGAGGGGCUGCGGCUGCACCUGGACAGGCUGGCGGGGAUCCUGCGCGAGGUGAAGCGGCAGAACAGCGCCAAGGACGAGCAGAUCCGCGCCCUCCGCGACCGCGUGGGGCAGAUGGAGCGCGUCAUCCCGCUGCCGCUGGACGAUGGUGACGAGGCUGAGCCGCCUCCCCAAGAACCUUCCCAGGACCCCCCCCGGCCCAGCACGGACGGAGGGUCUCGCCCCCCGUCCCCCCCCCUCAGCGCGGCGGCGCGGCUGUGCCGGCUCAUGGAGCAGGACCCGGCGUUCCGGCGGGGGCGGCUGCGCUGGCUGCGGCAGGAGCAGGCCCGGCUCAUGGCGGGGGGCCCGCAGCCCCCCCAGGCCCCCCGCCGGCCCCCCGCUUCCACCCGGCCCCCCCAGGACUCCAAGCUGCGCUUCCCCUUCAAGAGCAACCCCCAGCACCGCCUGGCCUGGGGGGGCGGAGGGGAGUCCCCCCAAGCCGAAAACAGCCCCCCCCCCGCCGCCCCCUCCCUCGGGGCGUCCCCGCCGAGGAUCCCUGGACGGGGGGUCCCCGGCCCCCGCCGUGGGCACGCCCCCCACCCCGUGUCCGCCGCCAGCGCUCGGCUCCCGACCUGAAGGCGCGGGGCCCCAUCCCUUAGGGGGUGUGGAAUUUUGGGGACACGCCCUCCCCGAAAUGGACAAUCACGGCCUUUCCCCUCCCGCCCG
Corvus hawaiiensis (hawaiian crow) is the source of this 3523-nucleotide messenger RNA. RefSeq names its product kinesin family member 1C (gene KIF1C). Gene Ontology annotation, biological process: vesicle-mediated transport; microtubule-based movement; cytoskeleton-dependent intracellular transport. Gene Ontology annotation, cellular component: microtubule; axon; dendrite. Gene Ontology annotation, molecular function: plus-end-directed microtubule motor activity; microtubule binding; ATP binding. Lineage: Eukaryota; Metazoa; Chordata; Aves; Passeriformes; Corvidae. The record is from RefSeq and is a predicted model, not a curated record.